Molecule: messenger RNA, 1305 nt
Organism: Saxophila tyrrhenica
Lineage: Eukaryota; Fungi; Ascomycota; Dothideomycetes; Mycosphaerellales; Extremaceae
Exons: 2
Coding region: 1-1305 (434 amino acids)
Molecular function (GO): hydrolase activity
Source: RefSeq, a predicted model, not a curated record
AUGGUGCCUACCGAAGACAGUCCGCUCGCCGCUGCAAAGAGGGCUCUGAAUACCUUACCAAGCAGGCUGAACCUUUAUAGGACCAGCGUUGCGUACCAGUUGCCUUCUGACAUCCAAACAAAAAUCAUCGUCCUCUCGGACACCCAUGGCGAACCUCUGAAGCGCAAAGUCAACACCACAGCCGACGUCGCCAUCCACUGCGGAGACCUCACCGACGAGUCCAAACUGGACGAAUUCAAGGCCACCAUCGAGCAACUGAAAGCCAUCGGCGCCCCCAUCAAGCUCGUCAUCGCCGGCAACCACGACUUCACACUCGACGACAACGCAUACGCCUACACUCGGAACGAAGUCAAGCGCACCAUCGACGACGCCGCACUUACAAGGACAUACGGCUCCAUUGGAGAAGCCAGAGUACUUUUCGAGAGUGAGGAUGCCAAAUCCGCAGGUAUCGUCUUCCUCAGCGAAGGUACCCACAAGAUCUCACUCAAAAAUGGCGCACUCCUGACCGUCUAUGCCAGUCCUUACACGCCAUCCAAGAGCAGCGGCUGGGGCUUCCAGUAUGACCCUCAACAAGGCGAGCACCACUGGGAGAUCGAUAGCUCGGUCGAUCUCGUCAUGGCUCACGGCCCUGCGCAUGGAGUUCUCGACUACACCGGAUCAAGACAACGAGCUGGAAGUCCGAGUCUCUUCGCCGCUAUCGCGAAGGCCAAACCGAAGAUGCACUGCUUCGGCCACAUCCACGAAUCCUGGGGUGCCAAACUGGUCACAUGGCGACCAGAGACUUCCGACGAACCUUCGCACUUCACCGACAUCGACAACGAUCGGUCGACGCUGAUCGAAAGCCGUGCGACGCUUCACAACGGCAACUUCGACGACCAGGAGCUACUGGAUGCUAAGGCAGCAAAGCGGACAACCUUCUACGAACAGGGUUAUCGGGACAUGAAUGACUCGAUCACAGCCAACGAACAGACGCUGUUCGUCAACGCGGCUAUCGAGGGUGUGGAAGAAGACGAGCAGCACCUGCCCUGGCUUGUCAACGUCUCGCUGCCUGUUCUCGAGAUUAGCAAGACAGACGACGCCGGUACAGCGGAUGAAGUGGCCAUCAGAGGGGUUCGGGAGGCGGAGAAGGUGGGGGAGCCGGAUUCGGUUCUCGCUGCCAGCAAGAAGAGGAGAGCGGAUGCAAUGGCCGGCGAGGCAUUGGCUGGAGGCUCUUGCGCGGAGAAUGGCAGGUCGGCGAAGCGGCGCGCUGUGCUUGGGUGGGGGCAUAGGAGUCUGCGGAGGAGAAGAAGGGAUGCUCUCACUUAG